UGCGUCUGUUGGUUCUUUGGAAACAAGUUAAAACAGUCUGAAAGGAUACUGCAAGGUAAACUCAAAUUUUCAUUGCCUACAAAUUACAGCCCUUUAAUUUGCUGUAAGAUUCAACAUCGCUGCAACACAAAGAUGUUGUUGCCACAGGCUCUGGUCGCCGCCUCGUUAGCUCUUCACCUCAUUCAGUCAUCUCUUAGUUCAAGCAGUGCGAAAAUUACUCCUUCGCCCACAAUAACAUCAAAUGCAUCACAUUCUACCGUUGGUACGACCUUUCUAACAGUAGUGGACAGUACUACUACCAAACAGGUUAUUGCUGGAGGCAGCUCCUUCCUCUCAGGGGCUGGAGAUGGAAUCACUACCGUAUCAGUAACGGAGUCUGCAGCUUACCCUUUCAAUCAGACUGCCAGUGUGUUUGCUGCUUACGUAAGUUGGUCUUCAUGGAGUGUAGAAGAUACUGGUGAUUGCCAGAAAAAAUGUUGUGACACAGGGGGCCCAGCGAUUCGCCAGAUAAGAAAUUGUACGAUCAUAAUGGAGCGAUGCAAAGGUCUCAACAGAUGCUCACAUUAUGGACCCGUGGAGCGAGAUGUAUCCUGUUACAUAGUCUGCGAUUGCAUGCGCAGUCUCGGGCACUCUUUGGAUGCUCCAGAGAUUAUCAUGAUCAUGUCAAAUAUUCUGGCAGUUAUUUGUGUCAUGAUCACAUCACGCUAAAAAGCCAGAGGAACGAGCACUUUUGAACUGGAGGACAGAACAUCAGUACUAUUAGAGUAGCUUUCGUGUUCUAGUCUUUGCUCCUUUUAUAAAAUUUCAUAUUAUAAAUAUCUGAUCUGAUAAAAACUUUUCUUUUUCGAUACAUCACAUUAUUAAUAAGGAUAACGUAGAGUUAAAACGCUUUAAGCAGGGUAUAAAAGCAGUAGGGUAGAUAAGCCAAAAGAAAGAACUCAAGAGAGUUAAGCUCUGCCACACCUGCGCUCAAACCUCAUCCUCGAGAUCAGAUUUUUAUGGGGUCGUUGGCAGAGUUUUCAAGACUUCUUUUUAAACAACCUAACCUUCGAGAGCGGAUUUUUAUGAAGUCGUUGGCGAGAUUUUCCAGAGUUCUCUUUUUAAAAGACCAUUCAAGCAUUUACAUGUUGAUAAUUCUCACCUAGAAUUAUGAUUUUUUUAAACGUCUUUUGUUGAAGGUUAAUUCUUUUUAAACUCUCCAGCUCAUGUUCAUGUUCUUUUUGGCUUUCUUAAACGGUGGGUGCAUCACUUAUAUGAAUUCCAUAAAUGCCACAUCAAGUUUUCGAAUAUUGAUUCUUUAUUCCUGGUGAAAGACUAUUAUACAACUCUGAGGAAAGGCCAUUAAUUUACUACAAUUUUCAUUAACAACGCAUAUGUUUUUGUUAGUUUGUGUACUUAGAAUUAUGUUAAAAAGGUACAAAUGUACAAUAUCACCCACUUAACUGACGUGUAAAUUAUGAUAGAGGUAUCUAAGAGGUAAAAUAAGCGAAAACUUGAUUUAAAUUCAUCAAUCUGCUUCCAAUAUGUUUUUUUGAGCGUUACAUAUUUCAUGAUGACUAAGUAUUUUUACCAAUAUUUCUUCUGUAAAAGUUAUGUAAUUUUGCUGAUAACCUAAAAAAAUGAAAGACCCAGCUCUAUAACGUCCUCGAGCCACUCUUUUUUCUGCUUUGCAACUGCUUAAAAUCUCUUUCAAAUUUUGCCAAAAGUAAUUCCAGGAUCAAUCCCUUUUAAUCGUCACUCGCUAUUACAAGUGCGAAUCACGAUUGCACGAGGGAGGAGAGAGAAGGGAAGGGAAAGAAAAGGAUAGCACAAAUCGAUUGUAGCUCGCCUCUCUAAAUCAUAAGAAGGAAAAGUGAAAGUGAUGUAUGAUAUGUUUUUUUUUUCCUUUUUCAUGUCGGUUUGACCUGCGUAAUUCAAAGGUUUUUUUCUUCAACUGCCCAGAAAAAUUUUCUUUCGUAAGAUAAGUACGCUGAUGUAUACAAAACAGAGCAUUUUACACUUAUUUGAUCGGUGAACCAUUAAGUUCUGAAUGAAGUAAUAUAUAGUUUCUUUAACAGAAAUUAUGGACCGUGGCUUGAGUUUCAAAGUAGCUUGACGGCGUUAAUUUGUGUCGUAGCCGAACAAGUCGGUUUUCUCGUGCUACCUGCCUGAAGCAGUUGAAACUUGAACGUAAACAGGUUCUAGUUUGAUUAUCAUAAUCUUUAGCUAGACACAAAUCUAAAGUGGUUUUACUUGAUAUAAGAUUUUAAACCUUUACCCAUCCUUAUGGUUAAUUUAUUCCGGCUUCCAGGCAAUACAUUUUCUUGCAUUCUCUUGCAUGAUAUUUAAACUCGACUGAACGAGCACGAGUAUACUCUUAAUUUUUUUUUUCUUCGGACUUAAUUUUCGUUACGUAAAAUGUUAAAAUCUGUAAUGUAGUUAAUAUCAGAAAGAAUCGCAAUGAAACAAGCUUAUGACAAAAUUUUAAUAAUCAUAUCAAAAAAUCCGCUGGAGAUUUGUUUCUUGGAUUUUUUUUGCACCGCCAGAGAGUUAAACAUCCAAAUAUGCAAAUCUAGAGACAAAGAGAUUCCUACACGAAAGUCUCCGUGAACUCAUCAUCCAGCCCUUGAUCAUUUUGGGGAAGCGUUCUGUAACGGCUUGUGUUGGUAAACAAUUUCUCAGUAUCGGGAUAACAUGGUGUCGCUGAUCUUGUAACAUAUGAAAAGAAAAGGAAAGCAAUUAAAUAGGAUGCUCUCAGGUUGUA
Molecule: messenger RNA, 2743 nt
Organism: Stylophora pistillata
Lineage: Eukaryota; Metazoa; Cnidaria; Anthozoa; Scleractinia; Pocilloporidae
Source: RefSeq, a predicted model, not a curated record